ACCUGUGUAUGCAUGCAGUGCAGUCGCUUGAAGAAACCUAGACUUUGAUUUCGUGUACGCUUAUGAGAAGAAUUGGGACACAUGACGAUUAAUAGUGUGAAGAUCACCAUCAACAAGCUACAGAAGGACGCUCCUAACAAAGUAAGUAAGGGAGGGAGGGACGACAAACCCAUCUCUUGCUUUCUUUUCCAAGGCUCACACAUAGUUUGUGAUUUUCGGGAAAAAAGUUUACCAGCUUCCAUGUUGUAUGGAGACGAGGCGGAAGAGGAGGAAGAAUAAUCAAAGAUGAGCUCCUUGCGAGCGUCGAGUGCAAUCAACGUCAAGGUCGACAUAUCCACCGCCAAGAAGAUAUGUCAAUGUUUUGUGGAAACAAGAGUCAACAACAAAGACAUCAAGGCUCUGGUCAACGUGGGAGCCAACGACAACUUUCUCGACUUUAAGGAGGCAGCCAGACUCGGAAUCAAGUUCGAAAAGAAGAGAGGAUGGUUGAAGAACGUUAAAUAUAACCCAUACCAAUCUACUGUGUUGCACACAAUGUCCCAAUGACACUCGGUGGUUGUCAAGGAGAAGCAAAGUUCCAUGUUGUCACAAUGGGAGAUCACCCCAUAGUCCUUGGAAUCGACUUCAUGAACAACGUCCGAGAUGUCCCAUUCUUCUUUGCCAAAACCAUUUCCAUCAUCGACGGAGGGAAAGCUUGUGCAAUACCAAAUGGUGAGAGAAGAAUCCCCUACCCCAUAAAAUUUUUCUGCCAUGCAGGUAUCAAGAGGUGUGAAGAGAAGGGAGCCCACAUUCUUAGCCAUGAUGAAGAUGGAGAUGGAAGAACACUCGUUGGCGCCUAAAAAUGGAGAAAAUCCACAAAUAAGGAGCAUAUAAGAGUUUGAAGACGUGAUGACCUUAGAGCUUCCCAAAAACUUUCAUCAAGGAGGGAAGUUGACCAUAAAUUAAGUUGGAGAUCGGGGCUCCCUUUCGCAUGUAACUUCCAAAAUUGGAGGAGCUAAGGAAGAAACUGAAGGAAUUAUUGGAUGUGGGAUACAUCCAAUCUUCAAAGUCUCCCUUUGGAGCAACCGUGUUGUUAUGAAAGAUGAAACAUGGGUCAAUGCGGAUGUGCAUCGACUAACAAGCACUCAACCACAUCAUCGCAAGGAAUAAGUGGCUAGCCCCCAACAUAGCAUCUUAUCAACUUGGAGUUUCAUGAUGGUUCACCAACUUCGAUCUCCGAUUGGGAUACAAUCACGAGAGGAUAGCAGAAUGAGACAAGCCAAAAACAACAUGUGUGAUGAGGUAUGAUUCAUAUGCGUUUCUAAUUAUACCAUUUCGAAUGAUCAACACUCUUGUCGCCUUUUGAAAUCUCAUGAAUCAAGUGUUUAAGCUCGUCUUGGAUUAAUUUUUUAUGGUGUACUUGGACGAAAUCAUGGUGUAUAACAACACCCUCGACGACCACAUCAAGCACAUGUGGCAAGUCUUGGAAGUGCUACGAGAAAAUCAAUUGUUCAUGAAGAAAGAGAGUGUGACUUUGUCGUUACCGAAGUGUCAUUCAUUGGCACAUCAAUGGAGGAGGAAAGUUUGAAGAUGGAUGGGUCAAAGGUGAAAGAAAUCAAGGAGUGAGAGCCACCAAACGACUCUCCUUCCUCAGAUUGGUGAACUACUAUUGGUGUUUGAUCAAAGACUUCUCCAACAUUGCAACACCCAUGACAGAGUCCUCAACAAGAACAAGUUAAGAGACUGGAUGUCACAAUUCCCAUAAGUGUUCAAGGCAUUGAAGAAAGUGGUGAUGGAAGAACCAAUCUUGGUGUUUCCCGACCCAACCAAAGCGUAUGAGGUAGAAUAUGAUAAUUUAGAUUUUUCCCUUGGUGGGAUCUUAAUGCAAAUUGGGCAUCCCAUUUCCUAUGAGAGUUGCAAAUUGGGCAUCCCAUUUCAAAUGGAGAUGGAUUAUGACAUCAGAAGCUCAAGUUAUGGACAAAAGAAUGUAUUUUGAAGAGCAAACGGGUCAAACGAAGUCCAAGCGAGUUGAAGUUUUAGGAGCAGCCCAAUGACCCCCAAGAUGAAGUUGCCAUAAAAAACCAGCCAAUUUAGAGAAGAAAACCCUAUGGCAGUGCCUCCUUCAUCCCGCCACGGUUCGGGUCCAAGCCAUACAGAAACUUCCUCUUCAAGAUUAAUUCAUGCCCAAGUCAAAAGAAUCUGAGUUCAAAGUCAUACAAGGAAGGUUUUGGCCGAAUUUAGGAGAAAAUGACUAAAAAUCCCCUUAUGUAACAUGUAUAAAUAUGAGGCUAUGCUGGAGCUUUACACAUACCUCGAGUUAGAGAUCCAUAGUGAGUAGGCGAAGCCCUACUUGAGCUCGACGAGUUUUCAUCAUCGAUGUGUGUAUUAUUGGUGAUGUCUUCCUAUUUCUCCUAUGCAUAGCUGAUGUGUUGGAUCGAGCUUUAAAUUUAUAAGUCAAAUCACACUUAGUAGUCAAUCCUAACAAAGCCAAGUAUAACUAAACUAGGGAUGUCGUAAAGUGGCUCGUUCGUAUUCCGAGGGAACUUUAAACUUAUUAUUACUUCGCUCUGAACUACUAUCUAAUCAAAUCAGAAGAUUGGGUGAAGUAUCUAAUCGAACCUAACUAAAAAUAAAGCAAGCAACCAUGUACCGAAUAUCACAAUAAAGCGAUGGAUCGAUGACACUUGCAUCAACUGACUCGUCCUGAAUAUCACAAUAAAAAACUCAAUUAAAGCCCAAGUAUAAACCUUAACCAGGUGC
Molecule: messenger RNA, 2739 nt
Organism: Linum trigynum
Lineage: Eukaryota; Viridiplantae; Streptophyta; Magnoliopsida; Malpighiales; Linaceae
Source: the annotation of a GenBank genome assembly